This is a messenger RNA of Exserohilum turcica Et28A, 297 nucleotides long. RefSeq lists its product as uncharacterized. The transcript has 2 exons. Gene Ontology annotation, cellular component: mitochondrial large ribosomal subunit. Bases 1 to 297 code for a protein of 98 amino acids. Gene Ontology annotation, molecular function: structural constituent of ribosome. The record is from RefSeq and is a predicted model, not a curated record. Lineage: Eukaryota; Fungi; Ascomycota; Dothideomycetes; Pleosporales; Pleosporaceae.
AUGAUCACCCGGUUCCUCACCGACGUCCGCGUGUCUUUCAAUCCCUUCUCCCCGCGCUCCAAGCCCGCGCGCCUCUUCCUUUCUCUGAUCCCACCGGAUGCGCGCUUAGAUGGCAUGAAGAUUGAGUCCAAGAUGCUGCCGCGAAACAGCAAGGAGCCGGCGAGCUUGGGCGUCAAGUUCAAAGACGGCAAGGAAAUGAACCUGGAUCUCAGCAAGAUGCGCAUCACACAAGUCGUCGAGGAGGUAGACAGACAUUCACGGUCCUUGGCGCGGAAAGAAGAGCUAGCAGGCAACUAA